Messenger RNA from Stereum hirsutum FP-91666 SS1, 961 nucleotides. RefSeq lists its product as uncharacterized. The transcript is spliced from 6 exons. The record is from RefSeq and is a predicted model, not a curated record. Bases 13 to 765 code for a protein of 250 amino acids. Lineage: Eukaryota; Fungi; Basidiomycota; Agaricomycetes; Russulales; Stereaceae.
AGGGUGUCCUGUAUGAGUGAAAAGGACCAGUUGAGUAUACUGCGACAGUACGAUACCGUGAUAUUACUUGACGACUCCGGCUCCAUGGCAGAUUAUGGCCGGUGGGAAGAGGCGAAGAAGGCACUCUCCGAUCUUGCAGCUGUAGCCGGGAAAUACGAUACUGAUGGCAUCGAAAUAUGUUUCAUCAACAGUAUGAAGCACGGGAAGCAUAUCAAACUCGCAAAAGACGUCGAAUCGCUUCUUGGGUCGAUGAGACCGAAUGGAUUGACCUUCAUCGGAGAGAGAUUGGAGGAAAUAUUGCGUCAAUAUAGCGACAGCCUUGACAACAUCUUGGGAAAUCGGCUGGGUAACAUGGAGCAGGCUCGCCUUCAGAGGAUAAAGCCGAUCAACAUCAUCAUUAUCACCGAUGGAAUACCUUCUGACGAACCACAGGAAUGUAUUGACUUUUUUGCGAGAGAAUUUGACAGAAAGAAAUACCCGCUUACUCAGGUUGGGAUACAAUUCGUUCAGAUCGGAAACGACAAGGGCGCUACGGAAUACUUGGAGAAACUUGACGGCGAUCUGCAGAAGUUGAAAGAACAUCGAGACAUGGUUGACACUACGCCCUACAAGCCCAAGAAGGGAAAGCUCUCUGAGGAAAGGCUAAGGAAGAUCAUGCUCGGGGGGAUUCUUCGACGAAUCGAUCGCCAGCAUCAGAUAGAAGUGGGGGGGACAAAGGGAAGAAGGAUGGGCGCUCGAGACCUCGAAGGUUUCGCGGCAUGGUAAGAGUGGGUCUUGCCAGGUUCAAACUCUCUACUUCUGCGGUGGUGCAUCUCGGCGGCGAGGACUCUGGGUGUAUUCAAUUAAGUCUUGGUACAGUAUGGGUAGCAUCGCUUACCGCUGGUAAUGUCACCUUGUACUCAGAGCUUCAUGUUAGAUAGCUGUAUCAAGUAGAACCUUCGUAUAAAUUUCCUUCUUCGAU